AUGGCGAACCGAGCAGCUCGUAUACUGCUUCACUCUAUCGGAGCUGCGACAAUGGUUUAUGGCUACAAGGGUCUUUCGAGACUGGGAGAUUUCGACACUUGGAUUCGUGGACAAUAUGGAGGUCACUUUCAAUUUCUAACGAUUGACGGGCUGUUCGCUGGAAUGCUCGUGAUGUUCACGGGUCUCCUCUUGGACUUGUUCCCUCGAACCUCCAAGGGUUCGUUUAUAUUCGAAAGCCUUACAAACUUUAAGCGGCUGCUUGUGAUGAUUGCACUGCCUGUGGCAGCUGUCGUAGCCUCUGUCUACUGGCCUUUGAUAUUGGUUCUUCCUAAGCUUAUACUCACCGAGGAUUUCACGGUAGAACCUACCUCCAAGGGCGAUGUUGCGACUCCUUUCCGGAUUCCACUUGACAUUGACUUAUCCUUGCACGGCUUCCCUGGGCCCCUCCUUGUUCUCGAUUUUCUCCUAUUUGAGAAAAAGUUCUCCCAGGAGACAAUGCAGAAAUACGCACCUCUUCUGGCUCUUUGCAUUGGUACAACCUACGCUAUGUGGGCUGAAUACUGUGCCACAAAGAAUAAUUACUUUCCUUAUCCCUUCUUGACUUUCAGCUCCCUUCCCAUUCGCGUUGUCAUUUACGCUACUUGCACGACCUUUUCAGUGUUCGUUUUCAGAGCACUCAACUGGCUUCAUCAGUAG
Serendipita indica DSM 11827 is the source of this 696-nucleotide messenger RNA. NCBI's taxonomy places the organism in Eukaryota, Fungi, Basidiomycota, Agaricomycetes, Sebacinales, Serendipitaceae. The record is from the annotation of a GenBank genome assembly.